Molecule: messenger RNA, 4944 nt
Organism: Aspergillus alliaceus
Lineage: Eukaryota; Fungi; Ascomycota; Eurotiomycetes; Eurotiales; Aspergillaceae
Product: RecQ family helicase MusN
Exons: 4
Coding region: 137-4735 (1532 amino acids)
Biological process (GO): DNA replication; double-strand break repair via homologous recombination
Cellular component (GO): RecQ family helicase-topoisomerase III complex; cytoplasm; nucleus
Molecular function (GO): nucleic acid binding; ATP binding; four-way junction helicase activity
Source: RefSeq, a predicted model, not a curated record
GGCAGACUCACCGCCUAUUAACGCGCCAGACGCGUCUUUGUACUCUUCGGCUAUGGAGUAACAUUCACGAAGAAUAAUAUAGCAAAUACAUUGUUGGAGAUCAAUUCCAGAAUCAUGAAAGGGAAAACACGACUCUAUGACUAGGCACAAUUUGGAAGUUCAUCUCAAAUGGCUGUUGGCUCAAGGCCCAUCUCUCUACCCCUCUUUAUCACCAUCCGCUCGCCAGAAUCGCAGUUCCAUCAAAGAAAGUCUCUCUCAAAACCCACCAAUUCCAACACUGCGUGCGCCAGGUAGCCAAGUUUUGGAAAUCGCGGGAGACUCUCAACAUACUCAUGAGAAUUCCGUCGGCAAUGUGGGCGAUAAUACUGAAGUAAAAUCGGACGCAGACAUGGCACGGUUGCUAUUUGCUCCGCAAUCUGCGAACAAACCUCGAUUAUUCAGUUGUUCUACAGACGCUGUUCCUAGGUCACCGAGAGAGUCGGAAGAUUGCACACAUGAUCAAUCGCCUACGCGGCAACGGAGGGUGCUGAAGAGCCCGACAAUAAAGAGUAUCCAAAACAAUACCUAUUCGUCAAUCCACGGGGUUACAAAGGCGGCAGCGACGCCUUUCCGAUCAAGCAUUUCAUUCGACCUCAACACUGCGGCACUCGAUAUUGAUACCAUUGAUCUGACGGGUGAUUUAAACCAAACUACAGGGUCGUCAGCCACGGUGGACGAAUAUGGGGAACCGCACCGGCUGUGGACCGAACAAGCUGCCUAUCGAAAAGAGCCGACAGAGAAACGGGGCAAGAAGCGUAAAAGCGAGGAGUAUGCCUCUGACCUAGUUUCGCCAAGGAAGAAUGCCCCCAAGGUUCGCUCACCCUUGGCGAAAGGGAACCCUACAGAUGCUACUCAACCUGAAUUGUCAGAAGCAUCGAAUGGUCCACCACCGCGCCUGAGAAAAACCCAUAUUACAACCUCACCAACAAAACGACCUAUUUGCGAGGUCUCUCGCUCCCACUCUCGUGUGUUGGAUCAAGUCAUAGCUGACUCCGACGAAGACGGCGACGAAACCGUUUUUGACGAUAUUAUAGGUGACAACGAUGCGCCUAUAUUAGAUACUGAUGAGUCGUUGUAUCCUGUUCUUCCACAAGAUACCACUUCAGAAGAUCAAAAAAGGAAAAGGGCUAUAAAGCAAGCAACGCGUAAUCGGCCAUCCUCACCUGAUGAUAUGGAACUUACUCCAUCCAUUCCUGAACAUUCGGCCAGCGUGGAACUUACGAGAUCUGAAGAUUCUGGCUUGGCUUGUGCUUUUGGACCACCAGGGUCUCAGCCAAAGAACGACGAUGUUGCGAAGUUUUUGGCUCUUCCCGCCAGUUUUCUCGAUCAACGGAUAUCGGAAUUCAACGACACUUUGAGGAAGAAUUCAGAGAUUGUUUUUGAACAAGCCAUGAAAGGGGAACCUGCUCCUGGAUUGAUCGCCGAGAACAAGAAUAUCACAGCUCAAAUAGAAGCAAUAAAGUCUCUAAAGAAGAAGAAAGGUGCCUACCGCGCCUGUGUAUCUACGAGAGAGGAACUAAAGAAAGCGCUCAUGCGAGUUAUCUCUCAAGGCGGUAGCCCGAACACAAUGCCAAAGGAGCUCGAACAAAGCCGAAAAGCCACAUCGCAAUUAGAACAGAUUGAGUCCGAUAUACAACGUCUGCUUAUGAAGACUGAUGUUUUAGCAGCCUCCAUCUCUUCCAACAAGGGGGCAUCUCGGCAGAGCUCAGAGCGGCUGCACCCAUCCCCUCAGUCAUCUAAAAAGCGGAACAGUAAUGAACCUGUCCUUCCCGAAAAUGAGAUUAUUGGCGGUGCACCUCCCAGACUCCCUUCAUGGUCGACCUGCCGCACCCCCCAAACUGAUGUCCCAACACGUGCGAACAACCCACUCUCUACAAGUGCUGUCUCUUGGCCCCAAAACUUUGACUAUGAUGAGCCAAUGAUCAGUGAUGAUGAUAACCAUUUUACUCGUACCAUGGGAUCUGCACCUCCCGCAAAACAUAUCGACGAAUUUGACUUAGACGCUGAUGAAGAAAAAAUGCUUGAAGCCGCAGGGUAUCUCGACGAUGGCUGCUCUGUUCCAGCGAGUAAUAAUGGUCUCCAAUCCCGUCAAGUGUUUGCCGAAACCUCUGGAAACGUGUCUCGCACUCCUGUUGCCCAGAAGUCGCAAAGCCAUAAUGCCCUAUGGCACCAACACCCAUGGUCCAAGGAUGUAAAGAGUGUUUUAAAGGAUAGAUUCCAUCUCAGAGGAUUUCGCCUUAACCAACUCGAAGCCAUCGACGCAACGCUGAGCGGGAAGGAUACAUUUGUUCUGAUGCCGACAGGUGGCGGGAAGUCAUUGUGUUAUCAACUUCCAUCUAUUGUAACGAGUGGAACAACCAGAGGCGUUACAAUAGUGAUAUCACCAUUAUUGAGCUUAAUGCAGGAUCAAGUAUCCCAUUUACGUCAGCUUGACAUAAAAGCAUAUUUGCUGAAUGGUGAGACCCAGAAGACCGAACGACAAUGGAUAAUGAGUACAUUAUCCAGUUACUCUGCGGAAGAUGAUAUCGAGUUGUUGUACAUCACGCCCGAGAUGGUCAAUAAAAAUCAAGCUCUCAUCCGUAAUCUGGAAAGACUCAACAAUAGGCAUCGACUGGCACGUAUCGUGAUAGAUGAGGCUCAUUGUGUGAGUCAAUGGGGUCACGAUUUUCGGCCUGAUUAUAAGGAACUGGGGGAGCUCAGGGCUCAGAUACCCGGUGUCCCAAUGAUGGCGUUAACAGCAACUGCUACGGAGAAUGUGAAAGUGGAUGUCAUCCAUAACCUUAAAAUGGCGGGUUGCGAGAUAUUCACCCAGAGCUUUAACAGACCAAACUUGACAUAUGAGGUGCGGCCAAAGAAAAAGGGCAACGAGCUCCUGGCUAGUAUUGCUGAUACGAUCAAAUCAUCUUAUCACAACAAAUCUGGUAUUGUUUAUUGCCUAUCUCGCGAUACAUGCCAAAAGGUCGCCAAAAGUCUUCGGGAAGACUACCGCAUAAAGGCUGAGCACUAUCAUGCUGGUAUGAAACCGAACGAGCGAGCCGAAGUCCAACAGCGCUGGCAGGCUGGGAGGAGCCAUGUUAUAGUAGCGACCAUCGCUUUCGGCAUGGGUAUUGAUAAACCGGAUGUACGCUUCGUGAUCCACCACAGCCUCCCAAAGAGUUUAGAAGGCUAUUACCAGGAAACUGGACGAGCUGGUCGAGACGGAAAGCGCUCGGGCUGUUAUUUGUACUACUGCUACAGGGAUACGAUGACUAUCAAUCGCAUGAUUGAUAGCAACGAUGGUAGUAAGCAACAGAAAAACCGCCAGCGUCAAAUGCUUCGCAAUGUUGUACAAUUCUGUGAAAACAAAAGUGACUGUCGACGAGUUCAAAUCCUCGCAUAUUUCAACGAGUACUUCAAUCGAGAGGACUGCAACGCUUCCUGUGACAACUGCAAGUCAGACUCUGUCUUUGAGCUCCGCGACUUUUCUGAACAUGCUGCCUCUGUAAUCAAGGUCGUUCGGCACUUUGGAGAAUUGGGCGAAAAGGUGACAUUAUCAUACUGCGUGAACAUAUUCCGUGGAAGCGUCAAAAAAUUUAGGUCUCCUCAGCAUAGGCAGGCCCCGGGGUAUGGAGCAGGCUCAUCUUUAGAGAUGGGGGAAGCGGAAAGGCUCUUCUAUCAUCUUCUUAGCGAAGGAGCAUUAUUCGAAGAAAAUGUGGUCAACGGCAGCAAAUUUGCCGUCCAGUACAUUAAGCUUGGACGUCGUGCUUCCGAUUAUGAAAGUGGUCAGCGCAAGUUGCAGCUUCAGGUUAGAGUUUCACCAAACGGAAAAAGUCGAUCUUCUCGAGGUGAAUCUCGGAAAGAGUAUCAGCCGCAAUCUACAAACGUCUCGUCGCCUGUUCAAGUGGCAAACCAGCGCAGAUUAGCUCGCUACCGUUACGACGCAAGCUCCGAUAGUGAUAAAGACAGUGAUGGCUUCGAGCGGAUCCGGAUAGCGGGCAAGCCACAGAAUGAGAAACCGUUUACUCCCGGCCCACCAAUUACCCAGGACUACAGAUUUGACCGACUUGAUCCUCUCCAUAAAGCUGUAGCGGAGGACUUUAUGGUCUAUGCAAAGAACUACUGUCAGGAUAUUGUACUCAAGAAAGGCCUUCGUAACCAGCCAUUUACAGAUGGCGUUCUUCGGGAGAUGGUCAUAUUCUUCCCCAAAGACCUGUCGGAGCUUUCCAAAAUUCCAGGCAUAGAUCAAGACAAGGUAAACCGGUACGGCACUCAGAUACUAAAGCUUGUACGAGAUACGCAACGCCGUUAUGCGGAAUUGAAGAAGGACCGUGAUGAUGCCGAUGGCGUUGUUCCAGACCCCAAUCAUCACAAUGUUAUCAACCUCACUAGUGACAGUGAAGAGUAUGAUGAUGGCGAUAUCUUGGAUGAUGCGUCAAACCUAGGUCUAGAUAACAAUGUUAUUGCUAGUCGGUUCUUUACAACUGAACCAAUCCCAGAAGAUGACUCGUCCGACGGCCCUGUCAGGCCUAGCAGCUCCAAACCUCGAAAGCGUCAAGCUAGCAAACGUACUCGUCGAGCGAGCGCUGGCGGUGUCAAAGCCCGGAACAAGACCGCAAGACCCAAAAAGAAGAAUAGCAACCGUGCUGACAGCUGUCCUCCCCGGAAAACUCCAAAAGUGAAAGAAUCCACCGCCCGCAUAGGGAUGAUGCCUAUCUAGCACUCUUUAUAUAUCAGCUUGCAUGUUCUUAUGAUGUCAAUGGCAUAAACGGGAGUGAGGGCAUAUUCUCCUUAAUGGUCUGCUCUAUCAGGUGCAUUUAAUGGCGUUGAAUUGGAAUUCUAACUUUUUUGUUUGUAUUAUGAGGAAAUGACGAAGUGAUUGAGUGCUGCACUGCUUGUAUCGGACCCACACGAUCGGAUUUGUUCUUU